Mus caroli (Ryukyu mouse) is the source of this 939-nucleotide messenger RNA. The record is from RefSeq and is a predicted model, not a curated record. Lineage: Eukaryota; Metazoa; Chordata; Mammalia; Rodentia; Muridae.
UUUAAGCUGUUUGAAGCUUUUCUCUUCUGGGCCUGGGCUCAGUGUCACUUCAGCAGAGAGACUUUCUCUGUAGAAAUUGGAUGCUGUCCUGCAUCCGGCCGCUUCCCACCUUACUUUUUCUUUACAUCAUUCGUGAGCACCUGGCAUAUGAUUGUCUGCCUCGAUCUCCAUCCUGCUUAGCUGAAGCCAUGCAAAGGCCUAAGAAGACGCUGAUCUCACGUUCAGGCCAGUGGCUUUGUGAAGAAAAGCCAAGCAAAGUGGAUUCAUUCUAUAAAGACAGUCUCCUCCAUGAUGACGUACGCAGAGGAGUCAGCGACUUCUGCCACUGGGCUGAGAACCUUGGAAGCUCGGCCAUUGAGGAAGAGUUCGUCCUGCAGCAGUUUGACAUCGGCUAUCAGACUAGACGCAGCUGUGAUACGCUUCUCAGGCUGAGGCUAAACCAGGACAAACUCUUCAUCAAUAGACCACCUUCCCUGCGAGAACACUGUGGACGCUGGAGCGAACCUCGGUCCUCUGGAAGAGCAAAUCCUCAGAAGCCGAAGCGGGUGAAGAUGAGGUACGGAGCCUGGUACCUGAACACCAGCUUGUGGAAGAGGCAAAGAGCGGAUGAACCUUUGGUCGACCCCAUGGUCUCACACAAAGCUCAAGAUUCAACCUUUAAAGAGCAGCUUCAGGAGCAGGGGGAACUGCUUGCAGGCCUGCAUGAGACAACAGCCUUUAAGGACUUCAUUCUAAGCAGGGGCUACAGGAUGCCCAGGUUCCUUGAGAAGAUAUAUGCGGAGGAGAAAAGUAAGUCUAAAAAUAUUAAGGCUCCUAAAAAACUCACGCAAACAGAGAGGAAUCCCGGGAGCAGAUGAGUCGGCUUUGAUUGACAGCAUCCUUGGAUACUGCCCCAUUAGUUUAAUUAAUAAGUAGAAUAUAGCAGUGCCCUCCAUGAAG